UAAAUCUUAUAUAAAAAUAAAACAACAUGGGUUGAGUAGGAAGUACAUCGAAGGCCAAAGGAGGUAAUAAGGGAAAGAGGCCACCUAAUAAAGCUCGUGCUGGAGGAGGCAAGCACCAUCAGAGAAACAAAGCCAAGGCUAGGGGAAAUCCAGGUAAUCAUAGAGGAGCAGGAUAUGUUGACGAUCACUAUGCAGAAGGAAAUUCAGGAGGCGGCCACUCUGACGGAGGACACUCUGGAGGAGGUCAUGACGACGGUCAUGAUGGUGGUCAUGAUGGUGGUCAUGAUGGCGGCCAUGAUGGUGGUCAUGAUGGCGGUCAUGAUGGUGGUCACGAUGGUGGUGGUAAUGACGGCGGAGGCGGCUGCGGAGGAGGUGGCGGAGGUGAUGCCGGUGGUGGCGGAGGUGAUGCCGGUGGUGGCGGCGGAGGUGGCUGCGGUGGCGGUGGCUGCGGCGGCGGUGGCUGCGGUGGAGGUGGUGAUUAAACACUCUCCUACUUUUUACUAUCUUACCUUGAAUCUCAAAGUCUCAUUAAUUUCUCUUUCACCAAAGAUAUAUACAUGACCACCUUCCUUUUACCACACUCACCUCAAAAGGAGCCCCUCUACAAAAUCAUGAAUACCUUCUAAACAGAAACUAGUGAUUUAUCGAUUCAAUAAAU
Messenger RNA from Moneuplotes crassus, 658 nucleotides. Lineage: Eukaryota; Ciliophora; Spirotrichea; Euplotida; Euplotidae. The record is from the annotation of a GenBank genome assembly.